Molecule: messenger RNA, 2586 nt
Organism: Diaporthe batatas
Lineage: Eukaryota; Fungi; Ascomycota; Sordariomycetes; Diaporthales; Diaporthaceae
Exons: 2
Coding region: 298-1989 (563 amino acids)
Biological process (GO): carbohydrate transport; transmembrane transport
Cellular component (GO): membrane
Molecular function (GO): carbohydrate:proton symporter activity
Source: RefSeq, a predicted model, not a curated record
CAAAUUUCCAUCGUUGCACCGGGCCAGGAACAAGAGGUACCUCUGGUACGAAGGACCCCGAUUCAUAAAAGCUGUCGAUAUCCCACCUCCCCCCUUCCUUUUCAUGCGCUGCUGUUUGCGUUGUGGUUGCUUGCCUCAUUCAUCAACUUCCUUUUUUCUUCUCCAGCCCCACCUUCCACCCAAAGGUCGCCAGUCAGUUCUCCCAGACUGACUCUCAGGGAAGGAACAACCCCCCAAGACUCGACAACAACCACAAGCCGAGGGAACAAAACGAAGACUCUCGCUCGCUCGCCCGUCAUGUCGACCGACGAGAAGCAUAGCCGCAACAACUCGGUCGUUGCGGCUGCUGGCCUGCACACGACCAGCGAUGUCGAACGCAUCGAGGCCCCCGUCACCUGGAAGGCUUAUGUCAUCUGCGCAUUCGCCUCCUUCGGUGGUAUCUUCUUUGGCUACGACUCUGGUUACAUCAACGGUGUCUCCGGCUCUGAGGUCUUCUACAAGGCCGUCGAGGGCGCCGAUGCCACCUCUCUUACCGAUUCCAACCUCUCUCUGAUCACCUCGAUCCUGUCCGCCGGUACCUUCUUUGGAGCUCUCAUCGCUGGAGAUGUCGCCGAGUUCAUCGGUCGCAAGUGGACUGUCGUCACCGGCUGCUUCAUCUACAUUCUCGGUGUUAUUGUCCAGGUCGCCACCACGCCCAACUCCUCUGCUCUCGGUACAAUCGUUGCUGGUCGUCUGAUCGCUGGUCUGGGUGUCGGUUUCGAGUCCGCCAUUGUCAUUCUGUACAUGUCUGAGAUUUGCCCCCGCAAGGUCCGUGGCGCUCUGGUCGCCGGCUACCAAUUCUGCAUUACAAUUGGUCUGCUGCUCGCCGCCUGUGUCGUCUACGGCUCUCAGCACUACGGCGACACCAGGGCUUACCGCAUCCCCAUCGGCAUCCAGUUCCCCUGGGGUGUCAUCCUCGGUGUCGGUCUGAUGUUCCUGCCCGACUCGCCCCGUUACUUUGUCAAGCGUGGCCGCCUCGACCGUGCCACCGAUGCCCUGUCCCGCCUCCGUGGCCAGCCCGCCGACUCCGAGUACAUCCAGGUCGAGCUUGCCGAGAUCGUCGCCAACGAGGAGUACGAGCGUCAGCUUAUCCCCAACACCACCUGGUUCGGCUCCUGGGCCAACUGCUUCAAGGGCUCCGUCUUCAGCGCAAAGUCCAACCUGCGUCGCACGAUCCUCGGUACCUCCCUGCAGAUGAUGCAGCAGUGGACCGGUGUCAACUUCAUCUUCUACUACUCCACGCCCUUCCUCCAGUCCACCGGUGCCAUCUCCAACACCUUCCUGAUCUCGCUGAUCUUCACUCUCGUCAACGUGUGCUCCACCCCCAUCUCCUUCUGGACUGUUGAGAGGUUCGGUCGUCGCUCCAUCCUGAUCAUCGGCGCCUUUGGCAUGCUUGUUUGCCAGUUCCUCGUCGCCAUCAUCGGUGUCACGGUCGGUUUCAACCACACCCACACUGACCCCAACGAUCCCGAUGCCUCGAUCGCCGACAACAUCCCGGCCGUCAACGCCCAGAUCGCCUUCAUCGCCAUCUUCAUCUUCUUCUUUGCUUCCACAUGGGGCCCCGGCGCCUGGAUCCUGAUCGGCGAGAUCUUCCCCCUGCCCAUCCGUUCCCGUGGUGUUGCCCUGUCCACCGCCUCCAACUGGCUGUGGAACACCAUCAUCGCCGUCAUCACCCCCUACAUGGUCGGUGAGACCCACGGCAACCUCAAGUCCAGCGUCUUCUUCGUGUGGGGUGGUCUCUGCACCUGCGCCUUUGUCUACGCCUACUUCCUCGUCCCCGAGACCAAGGGUCUGUCGCUGGAGCAGGUCGACCGCAUGAUGGAGGAGACUACUCCUCGGACUUCCGCUGGCUGGAAGCCCACCACCACCUUCGCCGGUGGCCUGGACGCCCACGCCCAUGAGAAGGGUGUUGUCGAGGCCGCCGAGCACCGAGGAGACUCGGCCGCCUAAGCACAUCAUCCGUUGGACGCACAGCACCAGGAUGAAAGAUAGUAAGAAGAGAAGAGAGUAUAGGAGUUGUGGAUACCCUUUGUUGGAAAUGUAAUACCCCCAAAGAUGAUUGAUGUCUUGGACGAGGAGAGAGACACGGAACAUGCCGCAACAUGGUCGAUUUAUGACGGAUCGAUUUUUCUGACGGGAUGAUUGGCGUGAUUGCACAUAACAAUAUUUUUAUACAGGAGUUCAUCAACUGCAUCAGAGCGAGAAAGGGGAAAUUCGGACUUAGACGCCGGACCUGGCUCGGACAUCAGCAUGAGCUUCCUUUUUAGUCACGUCAUUAAUGAAUUUGAAAAAAAUUGAUUCCAUGUCUUCUUCUAUCUUGCGUGAAUGUUCAAAUAUGGGCGAGAGCUUGCGACGGGCGACUCGAGGCUGGGUUGGCACUCGGGUAGCAGGGCAUCGGGAUGGAUGUUCUUUGGUGGCUUCCGUAGUUGCCCUGGUAUCUACUUAGGUAGAGAUGGGUCUGCAAAACAACACUGAGAUGUAGGGCAGGCCGAAGCGAGCUGGGACGGGACACACGGGAGGGCGAGCGGGUCUUUCUGUCUCGUCGAC